AAGUAUAUAUUAUGAUUAUUGUUAUUAUCGGUUUUGAAAUUUUCUAGGUCUACGAUCAACGAGGCACACGUAUAUUUCCCACUAUCUUUUCUUUCAGGAUGAGUAGUACAAAGCAUGCUCUGUUGUAUGUUUCUAUAGUUAUCCUUUUGGCUGCGUACAAAGCACUUGCAGCUUCCUUAAACGCCCCAUCGGGAACAUUCAAGAUUUCUGACCAAGGCGUACUGGGCCAAGGUGCCUACUCCAUCUCAAACGACCUUGCGGAAAUAGGACUUAAACUGGUAAUACCAAUAGCAUCAAGCAUAUCAAAAGACAAGGCUACCGCGACUAUUACUUCACUCCCUCCUGUUUCCAAUCCGUCCAGUGUAUCCGGUGCGUCCAGCUCGUCAGGAGCUACCAGUCCCUCUAGUGUGCCCAGUGCUUCCGGUCUGCCUGGUGCUACUGGCCCGGUCGCUGCAGCCGGCGCACUCUCUCCGUCCUCUCCGUCUAGCCCCGUGGGAACAAAUGGAGCAGGAAUUUCCGGAGGCAUUCUAACUCCAGCAGAUAAUCAGUUCAUUGAUGACAUGGUUGCAAUUCACAACGAACUUCGGUCGGUGCACUUUUCUCCUCCAAUUCAGAAUAACACACAGAUGUCCAUCGAAGCCAAAGAGUGGGCACAGAUACUUUCCGAAGAAAAAGAUCUGAGACAUUCCCCGCCUGAUUCAAGAGAAAACCAAGGUGAAAGCCUUGCAAUGGGAUGCACAACAGCUGCUGAGGAAGGAAUCACCGCUAAGGAAGCUAUCGCGAAAUGGUACGACGAAGCCUGUUGCCAUGAUUUCUCUAUUCAUGGCUUUCGAAAUGUCUCCGGACAUUUUUCUCAGCUAGUCUGGAAAGCUACAGAGGAAAUCGGCGUUGGCCGAGCAUUUGGCACCAAGUGGGGAAUGAACUGUUCUUUCAUUGUUGCGCGUUACAAACCGAAAGGGAACAUUGAUAGUGAAGCAAAUUUCAGGGAAAACGUUGAGAGGGGCACCUUUGAUCCAGUGGCGUACAACUGCUCUGCUGUGAUAUGCCAAUCUGAAGGAGAAGAAAUAGAAGAAGAAGAAGAAGAAGAAGCGGGGAGCCAAGGUCGAGACAGUUCAAAAAACAAACUGCACAAUAACCUGAUACCGGUUAAAUCUAGGAAUGCUGACAAAAAUGAAAUUCUAAGCAACAAUGAACCCCAGAGGCUUGGCAAUGUCCUAGGUUCUCGAGAUUCCCAUAGUUACAUGAAAACCCCAGAAAGUUAUUCAAAACAGCUGUCACCAAGUAAUGUUGAAUACAACAUUAAGCAAUACACAGAGAAAAGUCAGAAGCAAUACGCAUCAAACGGUGUCAACCAGGACGAAGGAAGACCUCGGUCCUUAGUGUACAGAGCUAAGAUACCUCGGGUCUCGCCCAUAAAAGUGCUGUAAAUCACUUAAUUUAUUCCUCAGUGGAGGGGAUCUACAUGUCAAAUUACUGAAGCAUAAGCAUAAAAUAUAAUUCUAUCGUGGUUUUUCAUGUAAUGGAAAACCGGCCCCUAAUAAGUCCUGUUUUCAGUACGUUAUAAACACAAGCACAACAGUAAAACAAGAUGGCGGACUUUAGCUUAUGGAUAUACUUAUACUGAGCGCGUUCUCAUUUGACUUAGCAUAAGCACAUAACACAAGAAGAAUAAAAUCCUAUCGUUUUGCUUGUGAUUGUGCGUAUGCUUGUAUUGUCGGCGUCUUCACUACGGUUAUGGACGUUAUGCUUAUCCUAGUGCUUGUGCUUAUAUGUUGUUGUUAAAACCAGGCUUGAUAUAUCACUUCACAAAACGCUCAAAGUGAGGUUAUAGUUAUUCUUAAUGGCAUUUCUUUGCGAAGACUAACAAAUUAAACAGGCCAUCACCCUUAUGAACAUGAAACAGUUUGCCAGUUUGGGGACCUCUACCCCACGUGUCUCGUUUCUUAAGAUGGCCGAAAAGUUAACAAAAACAGAUACAAUAGCUUAAGGGGUAAACGAACGACAAGCAAAAUAUACGCAAAAUUACGAAUUAAUGACCAUAAUCAAACGUCUAUAGGAACUUUUUCAAAUGUUGGUAAUGCUAGUGUAACUGCUAAGAAC
Messenger RNA from Orbicella faveolata, 2100 nucleotides. RefSeq lists its product as uncharacterized. The record is from RefSeq and is a predicted model, not a curated record. Gene Ontology annotation, cellular component: extracellular region. Lineage: Eukaryota; Metazoa; Cnidaria; Anthozoa; Scleractinia; Merulinidae.